This is a messenger RNA of Vicia faba (fava bean), 408 nucleotides long. The record is from the annotation of a GenBank genome assembly. Lineage: Eukaryota; Viridiplantae; Streptophyta; Magnoliopsida; Fabales; Fabaceae.
AUGACGAAAAAAGCGGUCUGGCACCAGCACCACGUGAAUUCUGCAGGAUUAUAUCUGAAGAAUAACCUGAGAAAUGUAUAUAAUUUAAUGCAGCCUGAACACCAGCACUACGUGAAAUCAGAGUCGUUGCCUUGUCUUGGUGCAGCAGAUAAACACAUAAGAUCUAUGACAGGAACUAUUAUUAGCGUUGUUGUUCAAACCGUAGGAGUUUCACGCUGGCCCGAAUUAUUGCUAGCCCUUGUGAAUUGCUUGAACUGCAAUGAUCUAAAUCACAUGGAAGGUGCAAUGGAUGCAUUAUCCAAGUCACAUCUAAAGAAUGUGAUCGAAUAUAUGUUACAAGUCAACAAGGACAUAGAUGAAGAAGUGGCCCUUGAAUCCUAUGAGGAAGGAGUCUGCAACCUGUGGUGA